UUUGUUAGCAGAAGCUGGUGGAGAGCAGGACCCCCAGAAGAAGUUAUUUACCCACAGUCUACCGUAGUGUGCUGAGGUGUGGAUUCAGAUAAACCAAGAAUAUUUUUAAAGGUGUCGGCAUGGAAGCAGACAAGAAUACAAUUCGGAAACAAAGGCAAGUUCUGCUUUUCUUUGUUUUGCUGUGCAUGUCUAAGGCGGGUUCAGAACCCAGGAGAUUUUCUGUGGCAGAGGAAAUGGAAAGGGGCUCUUUUGUAGGCAAUGUGGUUAAGGCCCUGGGAUUAGAAAUGGGGGAACUAUCUCGUAGGGGCGUUCGGGUCGCUUUUAAAGGAGAUAAACAGUAUUUGCAGCUCAAUCGUGAAACCUGGGAUCUACUCAUAAAAGAGAAAUUGGACCGGGAGGAAUUGUGUGGGCCUGCCGAUUCCUGCUUAUUACCUUUUCAGAUAUUACUAGAAAACCCGUUUCAAAUUUUUCUGGCUGAGCUGCUAGUACGAGACAUAAAUGACCAUUCGCCCGUGUUCCUGGACAAUGAGAUGCUACUGAAAAUCCUCGAGGGCAGUCCUCCUGGAAAGAUAAUCCGUUUAGAUGGUGCACAGGAUUUGGACGUUGGGAUCAACAGUCUCCAAAACUACACCAUCAGCCCUAAUUCCCAUUUCCAAGUUCAAAUACGUGCACGCAAUGACGGCAGGAAGUACCCAGAGCUGGUGUUGAGCAAAGCUCUCGAUCGAGAGGAACUGCCUGAGAUCCGAUUAAUUCUCACUGCCUUGGAUGGUGGGUCCCCGCCCAGGUCUGGGACUACCCAAAUUCGAGUUCUUGUAGUGGAUGUCAACGAUAACACCCCUGAGUUUGAGAGACAGAAUUAUGACGUGAAGAUUCCCGAAAACAGCCCCCCAGGCUCCCUGGUUGUGGAGGUGCAUGCUACAGAUUUAGAUACAGGAAAUAACGGAGAAAUAUUUUACAUAUUUUCCGAUGCUUCUGAAGACAUUCGCAAAACUUUUAAGAUAGAUCGAUCUUCAGGUGAAAUUUCACUAAUAAAAACAGUGGAUUUUGAAACAACUCAAUAUUAUGAAAUUGAUAUUGAAGCCAUAGAUGGUGGGGGCCUUUCUGGAAAAUGCACAGUCCUAAUCCAUGUGAUAGACUUGAAUGACAAUCUCCCCAAACUGACUAUGUCCUCACUUACCAACCCAAUCCCAGAGAAUUCACCAGAGACUGUGGUAGCUGUUUUCAGGGUUUCAGAUCUAGACUCUGGGGAAAAUGGAAGGGUGGUUUGCUCCAUCCAGGAUGAUCUUCCAUUUGCCCUGAAACCUUCUCUGGAGAACUUCUAUACAUUGGUAACAGAAGAAGCACUGGACAGAGAGAUCAGGGCAGAAUAUAACAUCACUAUUACAGUCACGGAUUUGGGAUCCCCAAGUCUCAAAUCUGAGCACAAUAUCAUGGUAUUUCUUUCUGACAUCAAUGAUAACUCCCCAGUGUUUACUCAGAGAGAAUACAAACUGUAUGUCCAUGAGAACAACAGUCCUGCCCUCCACAUUGGCAGUGUCAGUGCCAUUGACAGGGACUCAGGAAUCAAUGCCAAAGUCACUUACUCUCUGCUGCCUCCAGAGACUGGAGACCUGCCCCUCUUCUCCUACAUCUCCAUCAACUCAGACAAUGGACAUCUCUAUGCUCUCAGAUCCCUGGAUUAUGAAGCCAUCCAAACUUUUCAGUUCACUGUGAGGGCAGUUGAUGGUGGUUCCGCAUCUCUGAGCAGUGAGGCUCUAAUUCAGGUUGUAGUCCUAGAUGAGAAUGACAACUCUCCCUUUGUGCUGUACCCCUUGCAGAAUGGAACAGCUCCCUGCAAUGACCUGGUACCCAGAGAUGCAGAGCCAGGCUACUUGGUGACCAAGGUGGUGGCUGUGGAUAGGGACUGGGGACAGAAUUCUUGGCUUUCCUACCAGCUUCUCAAGGCCACAGACCCAGGACUCUUCACUUUGUUGGCCCACAGUGGGGAAGUUCAUACAGCAAGGCCCAUCAGUGACAGAGAUGCCAUCAAGCAGAGGCUCCUGGUGCUAGUGAAGGACAAUGGGCAGCCACCUCUGUCCACAAUGGCCACAUUGAAUGUGCUCCUGGUGGAUGGCUUCUCUGAGCCCUACAUUCAGCUUCCAGAUGCAACCAAGGAGGAGGAGCAGAAUGACUCCCUUACCACCUACCUAGUCAUUUCUCUGGCCUCUGUCUCCUUUCUCUUCCUGUUCUCUGUUAUUAUAUUCAUUGCUAUUCCCCUGUGGAAGAGGAAUAGGGGUGCUAGUGAUGGCAGUAGAUUUGAUUCAAAUGGUCCUUUCCCAGGCUACUUGGUGGAUGUCAAUGGGACAGGGACCUUGUCCCAGAACUACCAAUAUGAGGUGUGUCUGACCAGUGGUUCAGGGACCAGUGAAUUCAAAUUCCUGAAGCCCAUUAUCCCCAGGAUCCCUCCUCAGGAUAAUAGGAGGGAUUUGGAAGAAAACCCAUCCUUCAGGAAUAGCUGUGACUUCAAUUAGGGAUAGAAAUAUUUUGCAAUGCAUUGCCAUUAUGUUUUGUCAUUAUUUAUACCUUUUUAUUUUCUAUCUUACUCUGACAGAAGAAUUUACUUUAAAGCCAUAUGUUAUAAUUUUUCAUGUUCAACUUUCCCCUGCUACUCUCUCAUUUUUAUUUUUGGUUUUCUUUCUGUAUGUGACUUUUGUCCAGGUUAUGCUAGUCCCAAAUCAAUUUCUAGAAAUGAAUGAGCUACUUUAUUUUUGCAUUCUCAUUUCAAACUUGGAUGUUGACAUUUUUGAUGCAAUUAAAUUCACAAACUUUGUUUAGGACACUAAAACUUUUUCUCUGCCAUAAACUACAUUAGCUCUCUUAAUAUGUAUUACUUGUUAGGAAAUGUUUUCUAAGACUGCAUUGUCUUAGACUUUCUUCAUCUCAAGAAAUGUAAAUACACUUAUCUUUAAUCUAACUAGUGAUUUAUUGAUAGCAUACAAUUUUUCAGUGGAACACUCAAGAGGAUACAAGGAAAUGUGCUUCUGCCUCACUGCCGCUGUUAGAUCUCAGCCACUGAGUCUGAGAAGUGAAACCAUCUCUACAUAACCACAGACCAUGCAAGCACCUCUUUUCAGACUAUACAAUGAUUCUGAAAUAGGAGGAGGCAAUUUAGCACCCCAUAGAUGUUUAUGAAGUGAACAGAGUGAACUGAAGUCUUUUUCAAAUUGCCAGUCUUCAGAUAUGUUUGAAUACAGGACUCAGCAAUGAAUCAAUUAGCAAGCACUUAUUGCCUAUGCUAUAUCACUAUCAGGUCAGAGGAGUAGGUCAGAGUAGUAUGAAUACAAAGACUAGCAAAAAAACAAAAACAAACCUCUUUUGUGUCAGGGCCUUUAUUAAAAAGAAAAAAACUCACACCAAAUGACUGAUGAACCUAUCCACAUGUUCCUACUCCACCCUUUGGGUGAAGGAGCCCAGUGCAUCUUGCCUGACUUUAUCCUUGCCAUCUCAGUGAGAACAACUCUGAUUCUUCUGAAGCAUAUGUGCAGGUAUCAGGGAUGGAUUUGUGGAGAUAUACCACACACACACACCCUUUUUUAAAAAUCGUUGUACAAUUUUCUUUAUGAUUGUGUUAAUUAUAAUUUACUAUAACUUCUUUUUUGUUAUAGUCUUGGGAAAUUGUAUUUACUAUUGUUGAAAGUAACUCCACACA
Molecule: messenger RNA, 3688 nt
Organism: Trichosurus vulpecula (common brushtail)
Lineage: Eukaryota; Metazoa; Chordata; Mammalia; Diprotodontia; Phalangeridae
Product: protocadherin beta-2-like
Exons: 1
Coding region: 120-2510 (796 amino acids)
Biological process (GO): homophilic cell-cell adhesion
Cellular component (GO): plasma membrane
Molecular function (GO): calcium ion binding
Source: RefSeq, a predicted model, not a curated record